This is a messenger RNA of Staurois parvus, 794 nucleotides long. The record is from the annotation of a GenBank genome assembly. Lineage: Eukaryota; Metazoa; Chordata; Amphibia; Anura; Ranidae.
AUGUUGGUGGAGAGGGAGCAGAGCUGUAGGAUGAAGAUCGUGAGCUGGAAUAUAAAUGGGAUUCGGGCAACUCGGGUUGGACUGAAAGAAAUCCUCGACUCGCUGGAUGCAGACGUUAUCUGCCUGCAGGAGACUAAAGUGACCAGAGACUUGCUUGAUGAACCUACUGCCAUAAUAGAAGGAUACAAUUCCUACUUUAGCUUCAGCCGUGGAAGGAGUGGAUAUUCAGGAGUGGCCACAUUCUGUAAGAACAGCGCAAUUCCACUCGCAGCAGAGGAGGGGCUAACGGGACAGCUCACCAGUCAGAAGGGAUCUGUCGGCUGCUAUGGCAACACAGAAGAAUUUUCAGAGGAGGAGCUGCUGUCUUUGGACCAAGAGGGAAGAACUGUCAUCACACAACAUAGGAUCCUAACUUCCAAUAACAAAGAGGACACGCUGACAGUGAUUAAUGUAUAUUGUCCACGGGCCGAUCCUGAGAAGCCAGAGCGUAAGACCUACAAGUUGCGCUUUUACCGAUUGCUUCAGAUACGGGCAGAAGCUAUUCUGAGGAGGACGGCCAUGUGAUUAUACUGGGAGAUGUGAACACCUCACACAAGCCUGUUGACCACUGUGAUCCCGAUGAUCUGGAAGUGUUUUGCAGAGAACCCAGGGUUGUCAGUGCUGUUGGAUUAUAGUUCCUCUGUGACUCGGCGACAUCUAAAACAAGUGAUGGUGAUCCACCAGAAGGAGGUCUUUUCCUUGAUACCUUCCGUUACUUCCACCCCACUCAGAAGAAUGCCUUCACGUGCUGGCAC